This is a messenger RNA of Brassica napus (rape), 1049 nucleotides long. Its product is annotated as cysteine proteinase inhibitor 4-like. Lineage: Eukaryota; Viridiplantae; Streptophyta; Magnoliopsida; Brassicales; Brassicaceae. Gene Ontology annotation, molecular function: cysteine-type endopeptidase inhibitor activity. The record is from RefSeq and is a predicted model, not a curated record.
CAAAGUUUCAUUCAGAUGAUUCAUCUGGAUGCAUGGACGAAAUGAAGAAACGAACAACUCUCAGAUGGACCAUCUGGAUAAGACAUCUACAUGGACCAUCUGGAUGCAUCUUCUAAAUGUACAAACGAACAGGGCAAGAGUGGUCUGAGUGAUUGUUGCAAAACGCUAACGACCGCUAUAAACCGCAAAAGCUGCGUAUGUGGAUGGUAGCGAGGAAACCAGUCAUGCCCUAACUCUGGCUACUCCCUAUGCAGUAGGAUCUCAUAUCUGUUUAGCCGACACGAUUCCACGUUGGCCCAAAUCAACAAAUCUGGACUCGUUUGGUGCCCACUGUAUUACUUUACAAUAAUGAUUCUUUGGACAGUACAUGUGUAGUACAGCCACCGUAAGUAAGUUAUGUACCUUACACCACGUGGAUGAAAUCCAUUUGUUGGUGUUAAAAGACAAUAGACCAUUGGACUCUUCUUAAAUUUCUAUAAAUAAAUCCCAGCCCGACGACAACGUUAAGACUAGCGAAAAAAAAAGAUAAAAACAAAAACAAAAACAAAAAAUGAUGAAGUGUUUGAUAUGUCUCUCUCUUAUUCUCCUCCCUCUCAUCUCCGUCAAAGGUAAUCUCGGUGGCUGAAAGCAGAUUGAUUUAUCUGAUCUGAACAUCCAAUCGCUCGCCAACUAUGCAAUUAAUGAGCAUAACAUGAAAUCUAAGGUGAACCCUGUGUUUGUGAAGAUCGUCGAGGAGAAGGAGCAAAUGGUUUCCACGAAGAAGUACAAUCUGACCAUUACGGCGAAGGAUGGCGGUGGCACCACAACGAACUACGAGGCCAUCUUGGUGGAAAGGGCGUGGGAUAAUUACAGGAGCCUUGAGUCAUUCAAGGCCUUAUAGAUCUAAGUUUUUUUAUUUUUGUAAAUAAAAGCUCGAUAUGGAUCAGAUAUUACAAUAUAUGUAGGUUUCGAUGAUUUGAGAUUUUCAUACUGUGUGUCCGUUGUUUGUUUUCUUUUGAAUAAAAACUAAAUUAUAGAUAUGUUUCUUUCUAUGAUUCAUAUAAAAUUAA